This is a messenger RNA of Malassezia restricta, 1215 nucleotides long. RefSeq names its product protein of unknown function (DUF1682). Gene Ontology annotation, molecular function: calcium ion binding. The transcript has a single exon. Lineage: Eukaryota; Fungi; Basidiomycota; Malasseziomycetes; Malasseziales; Malasseziaceae. The record is from RefSeq and is a predicted model, not a curated record. Gene Ontology annotation, biological process: endoplasmic reticulum calcium ion homeostasis. Bases 1 to 1215 code for a protein of 404 amino acids. Gene Ontology annotation, cellular component: endoplasmic reticulum.
AUGGAGCCAGCUGCGCGGCCGCUGCAGCGACUGUAUCACUGGGCUGUUGAGCUACAGCGGGAUGAAAGCCCACCGUGGUGGACAGGAAAACUGUUCAACAACGAGCUGGUAUUUCGUCCCAAACCUUUUUAUAUCCAGGGUAUCCUGAUCGGUGCGCUGCUUGUGUUUCUCGUCUUUGCCAUGAUCGGCCGCCUGCGGAACCGGUGGCGCGUGCGUGCCUGGCACCAUACCUAUGCCAAAGCUCUUGAGAGUGAGUUUGCGCAGGUCGGCGCGGAGCCCGGGCAUGCAGUGCCCCCGCUUGUGUGGAAUGGCGCAGAUGAGGCAUGCUUGUUCGCGACAGGUCGUCGUGGUGUGUCCACGCUGCAUGCUACGCUCUCGCUGCGGCCACGUCACGACCCGCUACUCUGGACAGUCCAGCAUCUGUACGACAUUUUCACUCUGCCGGCCGUGCCAUGGUGCGGGCCUGACCGUCUGACGCUGACGCUGACGCUGCCUUCGACGCCGCGGAUCAACGGCGCCACUUUCGCGAUCAUUGACAAGACCGAGCUGCGGGCCAUGCGCCACGACCGCUUUGACAUGAAGUUUGCGCGCGUCCUAGACAGUGAGAAUGCCAGUGAGCUGCGUGGUUUGGAUGCGCGCUUUGCGAUUGCGUCCGAGUCGGGCGAUGCCACCGACCGUUGGCUCGGCGACAUAGGCCCGCGUGGCGACAAGCAGCGUGCCCGAUUGGGUGUGGCUGAACGGCUUCAUGGACCGGGCGGCCGCUUCUUUGUGUCGCUGCUGUAUACCGACCAGCCCGCACGCGAGCCGACAUCGGGCGCCGUGCCGGAGUCCGAGCGCGUGGAGCGUCUGGAGCUGACGAUGCGUGUGCCCCGCACGGCCUCUGAGGCUAGCGCGAGUCUGCCGCUCCUUGCGCUUGUGCUCGAUAUCGCGGAUGCCCUGGCUCAGACGUCCGCAGGCCGUUCCGACAUUCUUCAGCUGCGUCCUGAAACGUACACUUCACUCAAAAAGACGAGGGCACAGGUCGGCCAGGAACUGACGGAGCGGCACGCGCGUGAAGACAGGGCCGAGGCGGCGGGGGCUGAAGAGGAAGAGCGUCGGCGUGCGCAGCAGGAGAAAUUUGAGAAGCUCACGCCCGCCGAGCAGGCUAGGCGGAAAGACCUGGCCAAGCGGCGUGCACAGCGCAAGGCCCAAAUGACCCAAGCCAAGCGUUCAUAA